This is a messenger RNA of Oreochromis aureus, 1512 nucleotides long. RefSeq names its product tyrosine-protein phosphatase non-receptor type substrate 1-like. The transcript has 6 exons. Gene Ontology annotation, cellular component: plasma membrane. NCBI's taxonomy places the organism in Eukaryota, Metazoa, Chordata, Actinopteri, Cichliformes, Cichlidae. Bases 1 to 915 code for a protein of 304 amino acids. The record is from RefSeq and is a predicted model, not a curated record.
AUGGCAAAACGGCCUCAGCUGUGCCUUUUUCUUUUGCUGGCACACCAAGUACCAGCGCUGACAGCGACCCCGGAGGGACUGAGGGUUAGGCAGCAUCCUCCAUCCCUCAGUGUGAUACGGGGUGAGACGGCAACUCUGUCCUGUCAUUUCAAAGUUGAAUCCCUAAAGUAUGGAGUUCAGUGGUUCAAGUCAGAACAGCAGCUCAUCUCAAACUCAUCCAGGCAAAUCGUUGUGGCAAAGAAUCAAACUUCCUCCCUGGUGAUCACUAACACUACAAUUCAGGAUUCUGGGUGGUAUUACUGCGAGGUGAACGUCCUGAAGAAGGACCCAGAGUGGGGCAACGGCACCAAGCUGGUCGUCUUGGCACCACCUUCUGCCCCAAAAAUAUACCUCCAGAUUCCCCCAGAACCGCACACCGAUCAGUGGGCUCUCCUGUGCCUCACCGGAGGUUUCUACCCCAGUAGACUCACUCUCACCUGGACCUACCAAAGCGCAGCAGCCGUUAUUGAUCACCUCUCAGUCACCAAUUGCACCCUUCCUGCUGAGAAGCCUCACAGCAACCUGUCUGAACAUCCACCCAAUGAAGCCCUGCUGUCUUCGGAUUUGUUGGUGAACUCUGAGCCUCGGCGCCAGUCAAAGUGUCUCCAGGUGAUGGACAACCACAGCCGGGAAAUGUAUCUCCUCAGUGUUUUUUCUCUCCCAAAUAAGCAGUCCUUAAAAACAGGGAUAACCUUCACGUGUUGGGUCCAGGACCACCCUGCCCUGACAACUCCUCUGAUUGCCUCCUUCACUUGGGCUGUCCCACCUAAUGAGCUGAUUUUAUACUUGAACAUUGCAAAGAUGUGUUUCCUCUCUACAACGAUCGCUGUUUUUUUAAUGGGAGCACUCAGAAAUAUCUGGGCGAAGGGAAAAUGAUAUCUGCCACGAAAGACAAAAUGAAAUAGGAGAGAAAACGAGAAAGGAUCGCCGGCUGUUCAGCUGAGCUCUUCUCAUCAGACCAACCUUUUACAAACAGCAUUAUACAAAUUCAACUCAUCAGGAAAAGAAAAAACAAUUAUCAGUGAAUGAUGUACAUAGGUCUGUCUCACUUUUUCAUGUGAAAAAUUCACCAGAUUUUAAACCACAUCUAGAUGUAUGCAUAUUCGGCUCUUUCAUAGUGUAUAAUCUGUAAUCGCUGAUGUAUACAAGUGAUUCAUCCCUGUAACUUUUUAUCCUAUGGCAUGCUGACUCGCAGAUUUUUGGAUUUGUUCGUCGUGUCAGUGGUUGUUAACCCACACGUCUUAGUCAUUCACUGGGGUCUGUUUGUCAAAAUGAAUGAUUCAUGCACGAUCCACCUGUCAAACAGAUACAGUGAUCGGCUCAACCUCUGUGCAGGCCUAAUCCUCGCUAAACAGGAUUACAGCCGAUGCCAGCGCUUGCUUGUGUGAUAGCAUUGUUUAUGUUUGCAGCGUGUGGGGUGAGAUCUUGAUUCACUUUUUGGAGGAAGUUCAUUUUAAAUUUAGGCCUGCCCAC